Molecule: messenger RNA, 1878 nt
Organism: Cynara cardunculus var. scolymus (artichoke)
Lineage: Eukaryota; Viridiplantae; Streptophyta; Magnoliopsida; Asterales; Asteraceae
Product: E3 ubiquitin-protein ligase RNFT1-like
Exons: 8
Coding region: 310-1686 (458 amino acids)
Biological process (GO): positive regulation of ERAD pathway
Molecular function (GO): ubiquitin protein ligase activity
Source: RefSeq, a predicted model, not a curated record
CACGGUCUCCCCUCCUCACUUCACUAUUUCAACUCGCAUUUUCACCUCAAUUUCAUCUGGGUUCCAUUUCUUCAUCCCAAAUCUCCACAAACAAGAACCCUAAUCAUCACAAACCCAUCAUCAUCAUUCAUUCCUGUCAAUCCCUUGACUUUUUUAUACAUAUAUCAUCGCUAUCAUGUAUAUUUUCCUGUAAAUUUCUUUGGCCUUUUCGAUCAAUUUGUAGAGUUUGUAGCUUCGAGAUCGUUGAACGUGUGAACGGAUAAAUUAAAAAAUUUGAAGGUUAGGGUUUAUAUAAUAUAUCAUCGAUUAAUGGAAACAGUGGGUGUUGGUGUUUCCACCACGAAUUCUGAUACUUAUGCUAGUAAUUCAAACUCAGUUUCAUCAAAUCCUUCAUCUCCGACGACGAGGGGUAGCAGUUCUUCCAGAAGGGUGGCGUCGUCUUCCUCUUUUCCUAUAGUUCGCUUCUUACAAGCUCCCGUAACUACUAUAUUCGAAUACUCGGGUUUUCUACGGCCUAGGUCAAACAGCGAUUAUCAUGAAUCCGAAAGCUUGAUUCCGCACCAUCAUAGUCAUAGUUCGAUUGAUUCCGGUACCGUUCCUAGUAAUAGUGAUGAUAGUAAUAAUGAGGGGGAGGUUUCAAUUCGGAUAAUAGGUGACGGAGAGCAAGAAGGGGAACAUGGUGGAGAAUCAGGGGUCAUAGGCGAAGAUAGUGGUGGGAGGGAGAUGGCUGAUUCUAGUGAUGUUGAUGGUAGGACUAGUGGUAAUGGGAGUAAUACAAACAGUGAUUCAUCAAAUCAACAGAGGUAUGAUUUGCAGCAAGUUUCAAGGUGGAUUGAGCAGAUUCUUCCGUUUUCCUUGCUGUUGAUUGUUGUGUUCAUUCGUCAACACUUGCAAGGUUUCUUUGUAACAAUCUAUGUAACUGCUUUCAUGUACAAAUCAAAUGAUAUUCUCCGAAAACAGACAGCUUUAAAGGGGGAGAGAAAAUUAUCUGUUCUUGUUGGCUAUAGUAUAAUUUUUAUGCUUCAUGUGAUUGGAGUAUACUGGUGGUAUCAGAACGAUGAUCUUAGUUACCCAUUGUUCAUGGUUCCUCCAAAAGCAAUACCACCAUUCUGGCACGCUAUAUUUAUAAUAAUCAUCAAUGAUACGAUGGUGCGUCAGGCAGCGAUGACUUUCAAGUUGGUACUGCUUAUGUACUAUAAGAAUGGCAGGGGCCAUAAUUUCCGUAGACAGGGUCAAAUGCUGACUCUGGUAGAGUACGCCCUGUUGUUAUACCGUGCAUUCUUGCCUGCUCCAGUUUGGUACCGAUUCUUUUUGAACAAAGAAUACGGGAGCCUGUUUUCUUCUUUGAUAACAGGGUUAUAUUUAACUUUCAAGCUUACAUCAGUGGUGGAGAAGGUUGGAUCCUUCUAUGCUGCAUUGAAGGCUUUAUCACGAAAAGAAAUGCAUUAUGGAUCAUAUGCAACAUCAGAACAGCAGGUAAGUGAGGCAGGAGACAUGUGUGCUAUUUGCCAGGAAAAGAUGCAAGCCCCAAUAUUGCUAUGUUGCAACCAUAUCUUCUGUGAAGACUGUGUUUCAGAAUGGUUUGAGAGGGAGCGAACAUGCCCGUUAUGCAGAGCUCUGGUAAGACCAGCCGAUAUACGAUCAUUUGGCGAUGGUUCAACCAGUCUUUUCUUUCGCUUGUUCUAAACUUCCUUCCUUCUUGAAAAUGCUACUGCUACACAUGGAGUUUCGUUCGUAUUAUUCGAUUAUAACGCUAAUAUUCUUUUCUCUUUUUCCAAGUUGUACAGCCGAGCUUUCCAUGUAUGUAUUCUCAUCCUAUAUUAUUAACAAUAUUAAUACGCAAGAGACGAAUACUUCCAUCUUUUUGGAUCUUUGAAA